GUGUUGCUAUGGUAACAUAUUCUGAUAAAGACAAUUACAAUAAUUUGUUCGUAGCAACUUUUAAUAAAUAAAUCCAUCAACUUUUAAGCAUUAAUUUAUAAUAGAGACAAAGUCAAUUAAUUAAAAAAAAAAAAAAGAUGCUUUAACUUUGUGGAGAAAAAUAAUAAAAGUGUUUGCAUUGUGUGCAAAACUAUUAGAAAAACAUGGCACAGAAUGUGGGAGAUUGUGCUACAAAUUCUGUCGAUUCUGAUCUUUUAGAUUGCCUUCGAAGAAAUAAAAUAACAGUAGAUGAUUUCUCCUUUGACGAGGUUAUUGGUCUUAUAGAGGAUAUUUUAAUGGAGGAUGAUUUUCAAACGUUGCAACAGCGUUAUUUAGAAAAAUAUUGGCAAAUUUUUGAGCCAAUUGAAGAAAAUAAAUUGAUUUACAUGGAUAUUUUUAAUGAUUAUAAUAGAGACAUAGAAACUUUUUUGGAAAAUAAUCUUAAAAAAGUUAUACCAAACUUUUCAAUGACUACAUUUUUAAAACAGUUGAGUAACAAAAAAUCAGAGUUAGAAGGUGAAAUUUUCGAAAUUCUUUUAGCAUUCACGGACUUUCUUGCCUUUAAGGAAAUGAUCCUCGACUAUCGAGCUGUGAAAGAAGGAAAAGUUGAAGAUCUCAGUGGCAGUUUGUUUGUCACACCUUUAAAAUCAUGUAAUCUAUCAGAUAACGAUUAAAUUAUUAUUAACCAAAAUUUAAAGCACUUAGCAAACUAUUCUUUAAUUUUUAAUUAUUCAUCGAAAUAAUUUUAAUUACAUUUUUUUUAUAUUAGAUAAAAUUUAUGACUUUUGUAUAUAAAUAUAUGAUUAAUAACUGCAAUAAGGCUGUUAAUUUUAUAAAAUAAAUAUAUCGUUCAACAAAUCA
Messenger RNA from Leptopilina boulardi, 900 nucleotides. Its product is annotated as ADP-ribosylation factor-like protein 2-binding protein. The transcript has 6 exons. The coding region runs from base 204 to 713 and encodes 169 amino acids. Gene Ontology annotation, biological process: positive regulation of tyrosine phosphorylation of STAT protein; maintenance of protein location in nucleus. Gene Ontology annotation, cellular component: mitochondrial intermembrane space. The record is from RefSeq and is a predicted model, not a curated record. Lineage: Eukaryota; Metazoa; Arthropoda; Insecta; Hymenoptera; Figitidae.